AAUCGCAAUAGUGUUUACAAUAUUCAGUUCCCGUUUUCGGGCCAUGUCUUCUCUGCAACGAAGUUAACUUGAUCACUGUCAUCCUCGUUAAUUCUUCUUCUUCUUCUUGUUCUGCUGGGUUAUUCCCAGCCAUGGCUUCUUCAAUGGCGAAGAAUUUAAUUAGAGACAACGUGCCACUCUCGCGCUUCGGCGUUCUGGCAGCUCAACUGGAAUCCAUUGUGGCCUCUGCAGCUCAGCAAUCUCCAGACCCGCUCCUUUGCUUCGAUCUGCUAUCCGAUCUCAUCUCCGCCAUUGACGAAGGCACCAAGGACUCCAUUUUGUUGUGGCAAAGGAGAUGCGAGGAUGCGCUAUAUUCCCUUCUUGUUAUAGGUGCACGUCGGCCAGUGCGUCAUUUGGCAUCAGUAGCAAUGGCAAAGAUUAUAUCAAAGGGAGAUGGGAUAUCAAUUUACUCUAGAGCAAGUAGUCUUCAGGGGUUUCUUUCUGAUGGGAAAAGAAGUGAACCUCAGAGAGUUGCUGGUGCUGCACAAUGCUUGGGAGAAUUGUAUAAGCAUUUUGGCAGACGGAUAACUUCAGGUUUACUAGAAACCACAAUCAUAGCAUCCAAACUUUUAAAAUUUAAUGAGGAGUUUGUGAGACUUGAAGCUUUACAUAUGCUUCAGAAUGCUUUGGAAGGCUCUGGUGGUAAUGCUGCUUCAUCAGCAUAUGCAGAGGCAUACCGUAUCAUUGCGCGAUCUGCAAUGGGAGAUAAGUCAUUUGCUGUGAGAAUAGCUGCUGCCAGAUGUUUGAAUGCGUUUGCGAACAUUGGAGGUCCAGGAUUAGGGGUGGCUGAGCUUGACAAUUCAGCCUCUUAUUGUGUCAAGGCCCUUGAGGAUCCUGUGUCAUCUGUCCGGGAUGCGUUUUCUGAGGCUUUAGGUUCCUUGCUUGCUCUUGGAAUGAAUCCUGAGGCACAGGUCCAGCCAAGAGGAAAGGGUCCUUCCCCUCCAGCAAAAAAAUUAGAAGGUGGACUGCAGAAGCAUUUAAUUUUAGCUUUCAGAAAAGGUAUAUUCUUGACUGGGUCUACAUGCAGAAAUGUUCGGGUUGGACUCACACUAUCUUGGGUAUUCUUUUUACAGGCCAUACGUAUAAAAUACCUAUAUCCAGAUAGUGAGCUUCAAAACUUUGCAUCACAAGUUAUGGAAAUGCUUGAUGCUGAUGCCUCAGUUGAUGCUAAUGCACUGGCUUGUGUUCUUUAUAUCCUUCGUGUUGGUUUAACAGAUCAAAUGACAGAACCUACUCAACGGAACUUUUUGGUUUUUCUAGGGAUGAAGCUUCAAUCCCUAGAGGCGGGUGCUUCUGUGAAGGUGGCUGCAUUACGUACUCUGUCAUAUACUCUAAAAACACUGGGAGAGGUCCCACUGGAAUUUAAGGAAGUUCUUGACAACACUGUAGUUGCAGCAGUGUCUGAUUCAUCGAAGCUAGUUCGGGUAGAGGCUGCUUUGACACUACGUGCAUUGGCUGAAGUUGAUCCAACUUGUGUUGGUGGGCUAACUUCAUACGGGGUUACCACUCUCACUGCUUCAAGGGAAAGUUUAUCUUUUGAAAAGGGAGGCAGUUUGCAGUUUGAGCUGGAUUCUUUGCAUGGGCAGGCUUCUGUCUUGGCAGCUUUGGUAACUAUUUCACCAAAAUUACCUCUAGGUUACCCUGCUAGGUUGCCUAGAUCAGUGCUUGGUGUUUCAAAGAGAAUGUUGACUGAACACAGUCGAAAUCCUGUGGCAGCCAUGGUUGAAAAAGAAGCUGGGUGGUUGCUUUUAUCAUCUUUAUUGUCUUCUUUAACGAAGGAGGAGCUUGAAGAGGAAGUCUUUGAUAUUCUUUCCUUAUGGGCUACCCUUUUUACUGGGAAUCCAGAAAAUGAAGUUCGGCAAACUGGGGAUUUAAUGUCAAGAAUAAAUGUCUGGUCUGCAGCUGUUGAUGCUCUCACAGCAUUUAUAAGAUGCUUUUUGUCUGGUAAUUUUGCAAACGGCGGAGUAUUACUCCAACCAAUUCUUGUAUACCUCAGUAGGGCAUUAUCAUUUGUAAUAUUUUUAAGAGCCAAGGAACUGCCUAAUGUAAAGCCAGCAUUGGACAUUUUUACCAUCAGGAUAUUAAUAGCCUACCAAUCUCUUCCUGAUCCUGGGUCAUAUAAAAAUGACCACCCACAAAUUAUUCAACUAUGCACAACUCCAUUCAGGUAUGCCUCAGGAUGUGAAGAGAGUUCUUGCUUGAGGUUGCUGUUGGACAAGAGAGAUGCUUGGUUGGGCCCAUGGAUUCCUGGAAGGGAUUGGUUUGAGGAUGAGCUUCGUGCUUUUCAAGGUGGGAAAGAUGGCCUUAUGCCCUGUGUUUGGGAGAAUGAACUUUCUGGCUUUCCUCAGCCGGAGACAAUAAGCAAGACUUUGGUGAAUCAAAUGCUUCUCUUCUUUGGUACUAUGUUUGCUUCUCAGAAUAGUGGUGGCAUGCUCUCGCUUCUUGAAAUUAUUGAUCAGUGUUUGAAAGCUGGAAAAAAACAGCACUGGCAUGCUGCAAGUGUCACCAAUGUCUGCGUGGGGUUACUUGCAGGCUUCAAGUCCUUACUUUCAAGGCCACAAACGUUAGGACAGGAGAUUCUGGGAUUGGCACAAUCUAUUCUUGAGGGUAUAUUGGUGGAGGGAGACAUCUGUGCAUCCCAGCGUAGAGCAUCGGCAGAAGGCCUUGGUUAUUUAGCUCGACUUGGAAAUGAUGUUUUCACUGCAAGAAUGACUCGAUCACUACUUGGAGACCUGAAUGUAGCCACUGAUUCCAACUAUGCUGGAUCAAUUGCUUUUGCACUUGGCUGCAUUCAUCACAGUGCAGGAGGGAUUGCACUGUCAACUUUAGUGCCUGCUACAGUGAGCUCUAUCUCUUCACUGGCUAAAAGUUCAGUUGCUAAUCUACAAAUCUGGUCUAUGCAUGGGCUUCUUUUGACUAUUGAAGCUGCUGGCUUGUCCUAUGUUUCUCAUGUCCAGGCAACCCUUGGCCUUGCUAUGGACAUUCUUCUAUCUGAUGAAAGUGGAUUAGUUGACAUUCGGCAAGGAGUUGCCCGCCUUAUAAAUGCUAUUGUUGCUGUACUUGGUCCGGAACUUGCACCAGGCAGCAUCUUUUUUUCACGCUGCAAGUCUGCUGUCGCAGAGAUAAGCUGCCGGCAAGAAACUGCAACUAUGCUUGAGAGUGCACGCUUUACACAGCAACUUGUUCUUUUUGCCCCACAGGCUGUUUCUGUGCACUCCCAUGUGCAAACUCUUCUCUCUACCUUGUCAUCAAGACAGCCAACAUUACGGCAUCUUGCUAUCUCCACUCUAAGACAUCUUAUUGAGAAAGAUCCAGAUUCCGUUAUCGUUGAGCAUAUUGAGGAUAACUUGUUCAUUAUGCUGGAUGAAGAAACUGACUCUGAAAUCGGUAACCUGGUACAGACAACAAUUAUGCGAUUACUCUAUGUAUCCUGCCCUUCGUCUCCGUCUCAUUGGAUAUCAAUAUUUCGCAAAGUGGUCCUUGCAACAUCAAUUAGAAACACUGAAAAUAGCAAUAAGGCAGGAAAUGACAACUCAGAUGCUGAUACAAGGUUGAACUUUGGGGAUGAUGAAAAUAUGGUUUCUAGCUCCAGUGGUAACCAGGGUUACAAAUUUGAAGCUUCCAUUGGCACUGCUAAUAGAGAGAGGCACCUCAGAUAUCGGACCAGACUUUUUGCGGCAGAGUGUUUGAGCCAUCUACCUGAUGCUGUAGGAAGAAAUCCUGCACAUUUUGACCUCUUCUUGGCAAGGAAACGUGUGAAUGUUCAGGCCUCCAGUGAUUGGCUAGUUCUACACUUACAAGAGUUAAUAUCACUGGCUUAUCAGAUAAGCACCAUCCAGUUUGAGAACAUGCAACCUGUUGGUGUGGGUCUCCUUGGAACCAUCGUGGACAAGUUUGAAAAAGUUGCAGACCCUGAGCUUCCUGGACAUCUUCUGCUGGAACAGUAUCAGGCCCAACUAGUUUCUGCAGUUCGUACUACCUUGGACACAUUCUCUAGUCCUAGUUUGCUGGAGGCAGGCUUGCACUUGGCUACGAAGAUAUUGACAAGUGGAAUAAUUAGUGGAGAUCAAGCAGUGGUCAAGCGCUUAUUUUCAUUAAUUUCUCGCCCACUGCAUGACUUUGAGAACAUUUAUUAUCCUUCAUUUGCAGAAUGGGUUACAAGCAAGAUUAAAGUAAGACUUCUGGCUGCGCAUGCUUCACUCAAAUGUUAUAUAUAUGCAUCAAUGAGGAAGCAUGGAGAUGUAAUUCCGGAAGAAUACCUGGCAUUAUUACCGUUAUUCCAGAACAGCUCAAGUAUUCUGGGGAAGUAUUGGAUUCGUACGUUGAAGGACUAUAGUUAUAUAUGCUUGUGCUUGAGUCCGAAAAGAAAGUGGAAUCUGUUCCUUGAAGGACUCCAAUCACCUGUUGCUUCUUCAAAGUUGCAGCCAUGCUUGGAAGAAUCUUGGCCUGUAAUAUUGCAAGCACUCGCACUUGAUGCAGUUCCUGUGGGCUUUGAAGGGACUGAGUGCACCGAAGCCUCACAUGAAACCACCCAAAAAAGUAUAUCUGCAUCUGAAUAUAGUAUGGUUGAAUUGACCAGGGAAGAUUUCCAGUUCCUGUGGGGGUUUUCUCUUCUAAGUCUGUUCCAGUCAAAAGAUACUUCCCUUUCCAGGCCAAUUAUACGGCUGGCUUCUGUUAAAUUUAACCAUGGGCCAGACUUACCAACUCAUGAAGAGAAUCCUUCUGGGAUGAAGUUAUAUGAAAUUGUUUUGCUGGUUUUUCAGUUUCUCUUAGCUGAGAGAUUUUCUAGAGGGGGAUUCCUUACCAUGGAUAUCUGCAGAGAACUGUUGCAGAUUCUUUCAUAUUCCACCUAUUUGGAUAGUUCAUGGAAUAGUCUUGCAAUAUCUGUUUUGUCACAGGUUGUGCAGAACUGUCCACGAGAAUUUUUUGAUAGUGAAAAUUUUUCUCAUUUAGCUGUGGAGCUUUGCUUUGAUUACCUUUUUAAAGUAUUUCAGAGUACUGACUUACAUUCUGUGGGUCAUCCAUUGUGGGAGGAAAAUGUGAUACGUACACUAGGUAGCACAGCUAAAGUGGUUAUGCACCAUGUUGAAACCAAGAUGCAAAAGCAAUCAAAAUCAGUUGUUCUGGGAUUUAUUUUGAGUGGCUACAGGUGCAUUAAGGAGGCUUCCACUGAAUUCUGCUUCUCUGAAGCAAUUGAUGUGGUCAAUUGUGCAUACCCUUUGUUAGAAAAAGUCAUUGUUGAUGAGUCUAAGAUUAACGAAAGCAUCUUAUCUCUAAGAGAGAUACUUAGAACUUGUUUAAGUGUGGUGGCUACCCUGGCUAAGGAUUAUAUUGAAGGGUUUCAUUUGCUGGACGUCAAACAAGUCAACAAGGGCAAACUAUUGCAAAUGAAGUUAACAUUUUGUCUUGAACAAAUUAUAUAUAUUGCUAAACUGGUUCUCGAAGUUGAAUGCUUUGAAGAUUGCAAAGAAAGCAACUCCACCUUCGAUAGCACACUAAGAUAUUGUGUUAGAUGUCUUCAAACCAUACUUACUGAUUCUAAUACGCAGGUUCAAGUGAUAGGCUUGCAAGUUCUAAAAGUUAGGGUUCAAAAAGGUGCAAAUACAGAAGAUUCCAGCUUCUUGAUGUUUUUUGUUGGGGAACUCAUGACUGAUAUUUUCACCUUGAUUCAAAAAAUGUUGAAGCAGAAUCCUAUAACUAAAGAAUCAGUAACCAUUGUCAGUGAGUGCUUGAGUCUCAUGGUGCUAUUACAAACAAUGUCCAGAGGGAAGGAUUGCCAGAGAGGUUAUACGAAAAUACUUCUGGAGGCCAUUGUUAUGGUUUUCUUGUCAACUGGAGAUGGAUUCUCUCAGGAAGUCAAUGAUUUAAGAAGCACAGCCAUUAAGCUUGUUUCUCGCCUCGCUCAAAUUCCUUCUUCGGCAGUACAUUUCAAGGAUGCUAUGCUAUCAAUGCCUCCACUACACCGCCAGCAACUUCAGGAAAUAAUCCGAGCUUCUGUAACACCUGACAAAAAUGCAACAGAACUAAAGGUACCAGUUUUGGAUGUAAAAAUACCAAAGCCGGCAGCAGAGAGUGAAGAGAAACCUUCUGAACCACCUGCCACAGUGAAAACAGAAGACAGUAGUGUGGAGGAGGAGGAGGAAGAAGAAGUUAGUGAAGACGAUUGGGAUGCUUUUCAGUCUUUUCCUGUAUCUGCAAAUGAUGCUGGAGAUGAAUCAAAAACUGAGAAUGCUACUGAGGACCCUAACCUGGUUGAAGCAUCUCAUACAGAAGGCACUUCUGAUGAUGAUGGGAUUCGAGAACAUUGCAAAUCCAAAUCUGUGAACGAUGCUGAAAAUCCACAGGAAGUCAAAGAGGAAGCGACAUCACAGGAAUUAACGACAGAGCAAUGUGAUAUGCCAUCCAAUGACUGCUCUAACAAGCUACAGGAUAUUGAGCCUGGGGAAGGAGAACAACUGGUAAUUCAUGAUGUUCAUGAUAAGGAAACAUCAAUCCCAGAUACUGAACUGGUCUCUGACGAUCAUUUGUCUGACAAAGAAACCAAAGAAUUAGUUGAAGGGGAGUCAGAAGCUGAUAUUCUGCACAAAGAACAUUUACUUGAGCAAGAAGCAUCAGAUUCUGCAGUACUCAAACAAAGUUCAAGUGAAUCUGAUAACAAUGAACAGAUCAGGAAAUGCGAGGAUGCCAAGGAAGACGAUAUAAAUGAAAACAAGGGCUGUGAGCAGCAACAGAACAAGGAUGAUAGUCCUGUAGAAAGUGAAAAUAGUUCGAAAUAAGAAUGACUUGCUAAUUACUAGACAACACAGAGCGUGUAGUACACGUCAAUUCAGGUUCAUGAGAUUUUGUAGCUAUUAUCUCUUGUGUAUGGUAAUUUUUUUUUUUUUUAAUGUAACAUCGUAUGUGUCGGUGCUACCAUUAGCAUUUCAAUUAUGUAAAUUGGCAGUGUUUGAAAUUCAUUGAUGUGUUCCCUGCUUUAUUAACUAGUUCAAUCAUAGCUUUAUUUAUUUCCUUUCAUUA
This is a messenger RNA of Neltuma alba, 7056 nucleotides long. RefSeq names its product protein SWEETIE. The record is from RefSeq and is a predicted model, not a curated record. Bases 132 to 6815 code for a protein of 2227 amino acids. The transcript has 48 exons. Gene Ontology annotation, biological process: carbohydrate metabolic process. NCBI's taxonomy places the organism in Eukaryota, Viridiplantae, Streptophyta, Magnoliopsida, Fabales, Fabaceae.